UACCAGUCAGUCCUCCUCCCACCAAAACUUAACUCUGUAAUCCGUUUUCGUCUCUUGUCUUCCCAAAUUUGAUCCACUUCUUGUAGGUAACAAUGUCAAACCCUAGGGUUUUUUUCGAUAUGACCAUUGGAGGACAACCCGCCGGUCGCAUAGUCAUGGAGCUUUACGCCGACACCACCCCUGUUACCGCCGAGAACUUCCGCGCCCUUUGCACAGGCGAGAAGGGAGUUGGUCGCAGCGGCAAGCCUCUCCAUUUCAAGGGUUCUGCCUUUCACCGCGUCAUCCCCGACUUCAUGUGUCAGGGAGGUGACUUCACCGCCGGGAACGGCACCGGCGGCGAGUCAAUCUACGGCGAGAAGUUCGCUGACGAGAACUUCACCAGGAAGCACACCGGUCCAGGUAUCUUGUCGAUGGCCAAUGCGGGUCCCAACACCAACGGAUCUCAAUUCUUCAUCUGCACGGCGCAGACGGCGUGGCUGGACGGGAAGCACGUGGUUUUCGGUCAGGUUGUGGAGGGCAUGGGUGUGAUGGCAGAGAAUGGCAAAGGUUUGAUACUGGCGGUGGCUUCAAGUGCAUUCAUAGGGGCAAGCUUCAUCUUGAAGAAGAAGGGUCUUAAGCGAGCUGCUGCUCACGGCACUCGUGCAGGAGUUGGCGGUUAUACUUAUCUAUUAGAGCCACUUUGGUGGGCUGGCAUGGUAACAAUGAUUAUUGGGGAGAUUGCAAACUUUGUGGCUUAUAUCUAUGCUCCUGCAGUUCUGGUUACCCCCCUUGGUGCACUAAGUAUUAUUGUCAGUACUGUUUUGGCUCACUUCUUGCUGAAGGAAAAGCUUCAGAAGAUGGGGAUUUUGGGAUGUGUGUCCUGCAUUGUGGGUUCAGUUGUUAUAGUCAUCCAUGCACCUCAAGAGCACAGUCCAAGUUCUGUGCAAGAAAUAUGGGAUCUGGCCACUCAACCAGUAUUUCUAGUUUAUGUGGCGGCAACAGUUUCAGUAGUUUUAGCUUUGAUUUUGCAUUUUGAACCUCACUAUGGACAGACGAAUAUGCUAAUCUACUUGGGAAUUUGUUCAUUAAUGGGCUCACUUACGGUAAUGAGCAUAAAAGCCAUUGGAAUUGCAAUCAAGCUUACUGUAGAGGGAAUUAGUCAAAUAGCUUGUCCUCAAACUUGGUUCUUUUUUACAGUGGCUGCCAUAUGUGUCAUUACACAGUUGAAUUACCUGAACAAGGCACUGGAUACAUUUAACGCAGCAGUUGUUGCUCCUGUAUAUUAUGUCAUGUUCACAAUUCUGACUAUCAUUGCUAGUGUGAUAAUGUUUAAGGAUUGGUCUGGUCAGAAUGUGAGCAGCAUAGCCUCUGAGAUAUGUGGAUUCCUAAUUGUUCUUUCAGGAACAAUCAUAUUGCAUGUGACAAGGGAACAAGAACAAUCUAACAUGCAAGGGUCCUUAACAUGGUACAUUGGCGAGGAUUUGAUGAAGGGCAUUGAGGAUGAACAUCUGAUCCUUAUACAUGGUUCAGAUUAUGUUGAACACUGACUUUUCCGUUGAGGUUGAUGUAAGAGAACAUGUUCUCCUAGCAUCUAGGAAGGAUAAAAUAACAUGAACCUACUGGGGUCAUGAUUUGGUGCAUUUGCAGUGUGGAUUGAUUGUCGGCCGUCCUAUGUUGCUAUAGUUUUCUGACUAUUUCUUCUGCAGGCUGUUGUAUACAGCUACUAGUAAGAGCCAUAUCUUAUACGAUGUGUGAUACGCUGAUGGUGAUUCAAUAGUAUUGCGACGCUGGAGAUCUUUGGAGUGAUUUCAUGGUAUGUUUUAUCAUCCGUGGUAGCUGGUGUCAUGUAUUUGUUUCCUGCAUUUUUGGUAGAACGUUUGCGAUUGCUUUUGUACAUAUAUUUCUCGUCUGUAAUUUAUUAU
Messenger RNA from Gastrolobium bilobum, 1901 nucleotides. RefSeq names its product peptidyl-prolyl cis-trans isomerase-like. Gene Ontology annotation, biological process: protein peptidyl-prolyl isomerization; magnesium ion transport; protein folding. The record is from RefSeq and is a predicted model, not a curated record. NCBI's taxonomy places the organism in Eukaryota, Viridiplantae, Streptophyta, Magnoliopsida, Fabales, Fabaceae. The transcript has 10 exons. Bases 93 to 1526 code for a protein of 477 amino acids. Gene Ontology annotation, molecular function: magnesium ion transmembrane transporter activity; peptidyl-prolyl cis-trans isomerase activity. Gene Ontology annotation, cellular component: cytosol; plasma membrane.